CCAAAAAGUGGCCAUAGAGAAAAUCCUCCUACCUGGGAACUUAAGAAAAGAGUUCUUGUGACAGCCAGCCCUAUGCAAUAGAAAAUCAAUUUGAGUCAGACUGACAGAAGAAAAGCACUUGAAUCAAUUCAAUGGAAAAAUCUUAGCCUUUCUUCUAUAUUCUUGAGCUUCUCUUCCCUCUUCAUCACUGAUUUAUUUCCUUUGCACCUUCACAGGCACCAAAGUUUGCCAAUGAAAAACCAAACAUUUCUGAAAGAAUUUGUUCUGCUGGGACUAACAGACAUCCCGGAGCUUCAGACUGUAAUUUUUAUUCUUCUCUUCCUUACCUACAUAUUUAGCAUCUCAGGUAAUCUGACAAUCAUCACCCUCACACUACUGGACUCCCACCUCCAGACUCCCAUGUAUUUCUUCCUCCAGAAUUUCUCCUUCUUGGAAAUUUCCUUUACAACCAUUUUCACUCCUAGGCUGCUGAUCAGCAUCUCUACUGGGAAUAAGGCCAUCAGUUUUGCUGGCUGCUUCACUCAGUAUUUCUUUGCCAUAUUCCUCGGGGCUACAGAGUUUUACCUUCUGGCUGCCAUGUCUUAUGAUCGCUACGUAGCCAUCUGCAAACCCCUACAUUACACAACCAUCAUGAACAACAGAGCCUGUAUCCAGCUGGUUCUCUGCUCUUGGCUGGAUGGGUUCCUAAUCAUUUUAUACCCCAUCAUCCAGACCAGUCAGCUGGAUUUCUGUGCCUCCAAUGUGCUGAAUCACUAUUACUGUGACUAUGGACCCCUCAUAGAAAUAUCUUGCUCAGACACAAGACUUCUGGAGCUGGUCAACUUUAUCUUAGCAGUUGUGACUUUGGCAGUAACCCUGGUGCUGGUGCUUCUCUCCUACACGAAUAUCAUCAAGACCAUUCUGAAGAUCCCCUCUGCCCAGCAAAGGAAAAAGGCUUUUUCCACAUGUUCUUCCCACAUGAUUAUCAUCUCUCUGUCUUAUGGCAGCUGCAUCUUCAUGUACAUAAAACCUUCAGCAAAAGAAGGAGUUGCCUUCAAUAAGGGUGUAGCUGUGCUCAACACAUCAGUGGCCCCUUUACUGAACCCCUUCAUUUACACUCUAAGGAACAAACAAGUAAAACAAGCCUUCAGGGAUGUGACCAGAAAGAUUAUGAGUCUUAAAUGA
This is a messenger RNA of Loxodonta africana (African savanna elephant), 1164 nucleotides long. Its product is annotated as olfactory receptor 6C4-like. Bases 232 to 1164 code for a protein of 310 amino acids. Gene Ontology annotation, cellular component: membrane. The transcript has a single exon. Lineage: Eukaryota; Metazoa; Chordata; Mammalia; Proboscidea; Elephantidae. Gene Ontology annotation, biological process: G protein-coupled receptor signaling pathway. Gene Ontology annotation, molecular function: olfactory receptor activity; G protein-coupled receptor activity. The record is from RefSeq and is a predicted model, not a curated record.